AUGGCACACGAUGACGGCGAUCGGAAUGCCGCACAAAAGCUCAAAGAUCAAGAUCCUACAAGUUUUAUUGGAACGCCCGACGACUAUUUGCAGAAGAUUGUUGUGACAGCCCAGCAACCUAUGUCAGCGGUGGUCAUUCACGACGUUCUUCAAUCUGCUCUACCAGAUGUUGGAAUUACGUUGUUCCUCGCGACCAUGAAUGACAAGGACAAGGAAAUCAUCAUUUCAUCGUUCAAUGACACGACAGUUGUUGAUGAUAAGAAGACAGCUCAAAAUGCAGAUGGCAAAGAGGUCAUGAUGUUCAUGCACAAGAACCGGCCCCGGAUUCUUGUUGGGGUUCAGCGUGUUCUCUCAACGGGUCUCAACCUCCAGAGGGGGAAUCACAUUAUCCUUGCGGAGCCAUCAAAUAAUCCAUCAGAGGUCCUGCAGAUGGAGAAGCGUUGUCAUAGACUAGGCCAACAACGAAAAUGUUACGUCUACGAUCUCAUCGCCAAGAAUGUGAGGAUUGAGGAAGUGAUUAGGGAUAAGCGAGAGAUGAGAGUGUUCUUACAAACUGUUGCAGAACAGGUGGGCAUUGAGGUUGAGUAA
Bipolaris maydis ATCC 48331 is the source of this 588-nucleotide messenger RNA. The record is from RefSeq and is a predicted model, not a curated record. NCBI's taxonomy places the organism in Eukaryota, Fungi, Ascomycota, Dothideomycetes, Pleosporales, Pleosporaceae.